CACCGUCUGUCUUAAUACUUCUUUACGCUUCAGCCUCGACCUCGCCUUGUUUGUUGUGUAACACCCCAUCACCAUGUCAAAGCAAACUUACCUGCCAGCAACGCUGGCGCUCAUCCCGCUCCCCAAACCAGUCGUCCUCUUCCCCUUCCUCCAGGUCUCCAUCACACUCGGCACCGAGGCAGUCAGCCACAUCUUGUCGGGCCUCUCGGAGCAAUCAGAGAGCGCCAAACAAGACUCGCGUGAGAGGUACGUCGCGGCCGUCCCCGUGGCAGAGGGCGAUCGUCGCGUAGGGCGCUGGGCAACUGCUGCCCGCGUCAAGCGCAUCUAUCGUGCCCACAAGGAUGACGAUGUCUGGACUGUUGUCCUCGAGGGUCUGUCGCGAAUUCAUCUCCCCCGCUCCCUCCCUCCCAUCCUCUCCGUCCUCCCGCCACUCCCCCUCCCCGUCAGCACCUACUCGCUCCCCGUCCCUUCGCCAGCCAGGCCAAGCAUCAACUUGCUGCCGGCCGCCACCAAGCUCCUGUCCCCCGAGCUCCACCCAAAGCUCGCCGCUCUGCCCCCCUCGAUCCAGGCCGACUUGCUCGCCAGCAGCCUCCGCUUCGACUGGGACGUUAGGGUCGAGCUCUUGUCCACUCCGGACGUGGACGACAGAUGCGCACGGGUGCGUGAGGUAAUGCUCGCACUCCUUAGUGCCAAAGGAAUCGGACCCCCCGACGACAGUGCGCUCGCUACCCCUCCCGGCCAGUCUUCUGCCCUUGUCCGCCGCCGCCCCCAGAAGGACGGUGCCCCUUCCAAGAUGCAGCUCCCCGACGACCUCAAGCCUCUCGAGGCGACUCUUCAGAAACGUGGUAGCGAAAUGAGUCCCGAGGCCGCACAGGCCGUCCAGCGGGAACUUCAGCGCCUCAGCAAGAUCCCGUCCCAGGCGGCAGAGUACGGCGUGGCCAAGACUUAUUGCGAAUGGCUUCUCGCCCUCCCCUGGGGCCGUGUGAGCGAGGGCAAGCGCGUCGACCUCGAGGCGGCGAGGAAGAUGCUUGACGACGAGCACGAGGGCCUCGCAGAGGUCAAGCGCCGUGUCAUCGAGUACCUGGCCGUCUACCGCCUCCGCCGCGACCUCUGGGAGGAGCAGAAGAAGGAAGACGCUGCGGCAGAGGCUGCCGAAGUGUCCAAGAACGUCGACGAAGGUGUCGCCCUUGACGAUAACGCGGCUGGCGACGUUGCCACCACCAACGCCUCGGCUCCGUCGCCUACGGACGCCAACCGGCAGUCGGCUCCUAUCCCCAAGAGCGCUGACGUUGACGGCCCCCCUAACAACGUCUUCCGCGACAAGGCGCCUAUCCUGCUGCUUGUGGGGCCUCCGGGUGUCGGCAAGACGAGUAUUGCACGCUCCAUUGCGAAUGCCCUGGGCCGCAAGUUCCACCGCAUUUCGCUUGGAGGUGUGAGGGACGAGGCGGAAAUUCGCGGCCACCGCAGGACUUAUGUCGGUGCGCUUCCUGGUCUGUUCGUCCAAGGCCUUCGCAAGGUCACCGUGUCGAACCCGAUUAUUCUGCUCGACGAGCUGGACAAGGUUGGAACUUCCAACUACCAUGGCGACCCCGCUGCUGCCCUUCUCGAGACCCUGGACCCCGCUCAGAACUGGGCCUUCCACGACCACUACCUGGGCGACGUCCCCAUUGACCUCAGCCAGGUUACCUUUGUCGCCACGGCCAACUCGCUCGACACGAUCAGCCCGCCGUUGCUCGACCGUUGCGAGGUCAUCGAGUGCCCAGGCUACGUCACCGACGAGAAGCUCGCCAUUGCCCGUCGCUUCCUUCUGCCCAAGCAGACCGUUGAGAAUGGCCUCGGCAAGAGUGGUGUCAUCACCAGCGACCAGGUCCUCACCCGCGUCGUCAACGAGUACACUCGGGAAGCCGGUGUGCGUUCGCUUGAGCGCGAGAUUGCCAAGCUCUGCAGAGCCAAGGCAGUCGAGUACUCGACGUCGCGCGACGGCGGUGCCACAUACAACCCGGAGAUUGUCGCCGACGACCUUGAGCGUAUCCUCGGCAUGGCCAAGUACGAGCAAGAGCUCCGCGAGCAGGACAUUCGCCCUGGCGUCGUCACUGGCCUUGCCUACCGUGGCUCGGGCAACGGAGGCAUCCUUCUCAUCGAGAGCACGCUCAUCCCCGGUGGCAAGGGCCGCCUGCAGUUGACUGGCAGCCUUGGUGACGUUAUCCGCGAGAGUGCCGAGCUUGCCCUUGCCUGGGUCAAGUCGCACGGCCCGGCGCUGGGUCUGGGAACCGACCCGCUCCGUGACGUGGAUAUCCACCUCCACUUCCCCGCCGGCGCCGUCAAGAAGGACGGCCCGAGUGCUGGCACUGCCAUCCUCUUGACGUUUGUCAGUCUCCUCACUGGCCGCCCUGUUCCGCCGACCAUUGCCUUGACUGGCGAGGUCACUCUUCGUGGCGCCGUCACUGCCGUUGGCGGCAUCCGCGAGAAGCUGCUCGGUGCGCACCGUGCCGGCAUCACCAGGUGCAUUCUGCCCGCGCAGAACGAGAAGGACACGCACGACCUGCCGCCCAGCGCGCGGUCGAUGAGCCUGACGUUUGUGCGCACCGUCGAGCAGCUGCUCGAGGAGGUGUGGGGUCGCGACACGCUCGAGGGCCUGCGUCGCACCGACCUGGCGCGGUUGUAAGCGAGAGCGACGCGCCGCGCGCGCCGAGCGUCGAGCAGGACGUUGUCGCUCUGCUGCCAGAGGCACAGUUGUAACGGGCGAUCUGGCACAGUUGUUACCGACACGCGUGCAUAACGGCGUGCCCGGCGCGCCGUGGCCAGUGCCUCAUCUCAAGAUCCUGAUAUAAACAAGUUUCAAGUGUUGUAGACGAAUGAAGCCAUAGCUGGAA
This is a messenger RNA of Vanrija pseudolonga, 2873 nucleotides long. Its product is annotated as Lon protease 2, peroxisomal. Gene Ontology annotation, biological process: protein targeting to peroxisome; protein processing; protein catabolic process. The record is from RefSeq and is a predicted model, not a curated record. The transcript is spliced from 5 exons. Gene Ontology annotation, molecular function: serine-type endopeptidase activity; ATP hydrolysis activity; ATP binding. Lineage: Eukaryota; Fungi; Basidiomycota; Tremellomycetes; Trichosporonales; Trichosporonaceae. Bases 74 to 2665 code for a protein of 863 amino acids. Gene Ontology annotation, cellular component: peroxisomal matrix.